Bacillus rossius redtenbacheri is the source of this 3428-nucleotide messenger RNA. RefSeq names its product eukaryotic translation initiation factor 4E-binding protein (gene Thor). Gene Ontology annotation, cellular component: cytoplasm. Gene Ontology annotation, biological process: negative regulation of translational initiation. The transcript has 2 exons. Gene Ontology annotation, molecular function: eukaryotic initiation factor 4E binding. The record is from RefSeq and is a predicted model, not a curated record. The coding region runs from base 1797 to 2249 and encodes 150 amino acids. NCBI's taxonomy places the organism in Eukaryota, Metazoa, Arthropoda, Insecta, Phasmatodea, Bacillidae.
UUUUUUUCAUGUUUCUAAGGGUCAGAGUACAAGAGCAUAACAGUACCAUUGACACAUAUAUAUAUGUCUAUAUAUAUAUUUUGAAAAAUAGUGACAGCCAGUGUAUAUCGUCCCGACAACACACACACAACAAAAGGGUCUAUAUAUAAAUAAACGAGUACUAUUAAUGGUACUGGCACCAGCAGUAAGAACACACCGAAGAAGUUUAGCAGCAGUAUAGUAUAGUAUCUUUCAAAGCUAUGUAACUUGUAUUUUUCUUGUACAUGUAAGUAUAUUUCAGUGUAUCAAUAUAUCACUUUAAAUUUUAAUAUGUUUGGCAUAUGUAAACUGUAACUAUGUAAAUGACGUGUUGCAUAGCAUUAAAAUAUCAACAAUUGUCCUAGAAAAUACUGAAAACGACGAGUUUCAAAAUACGCACGAUCACGGAAUCACACGGACAAAGCGCGGGUGACUAUGGGAUUGGCAUAGAGUGUACGGAGACAAGAGAUCAGUGUCCGUGUCGUUAUUUUAUCAGUACCUUUUAUUUGUUAAAAAAAAUAUCUUCAAAACGAUCCUAUCUAAUUCAAAAUUGUGACUACAUAGUGUUGAAAAAUAGUGAAACACAAAGCUACGGAAAUUACAUGAAAAAUGAAAAUCUAAGACAACAUAUGUUUUUUAUUUCUAUUUAAAUUGGAGUAUUAUUGUCUUUAAAAAAUUAACAAUUUUUCCCCCAUUUAAUUUGACGUAAUCUAUGUCAUGUUGAUUUUUGUACGUCUUUUUUUUUUUUUUUUUUUUUUUUAAAGCAAUUAAGUACCGGUACUUAAAUUUUGAUUGUUUCCACUAUAAAAAAUUUUCUAAAAUACCUUGGAAUUUUAUGGAUGAUAAACGUUCGCCGGCAAAUUGGCACUGAAGAAGAGCUAUGUGUAACACCUUUCAAAUGUUAUUUCAAACCAUACUCUUUGACAGCACGUUUAGAAGUUUUUCAAUAAUUAUGAAGAAUUUAUAUUGCUCUGCGUCGAGUGAGAGCGGAAGAAAUGCAAGGAAUUUUGUUUUAUUUUAUUAUAUUACUUUUGUUACACUUUAUCGUUAAAAAGUUACGUAUAUUGCAGCAAUAAAUUUAACUGCCGACCGCAAGUCAUUCGUUACAUUAAAUAAGAUAAUUUUCCGUAUUUGAGUUUAAAUAGACAUUAACAUGUGAGUAUUGGAUCGUAUUUCAUUCACACCGUUAGAAAUUAAUGAUCGAAGCUGUUUUAUACGAACUUUAAUUUGAGACUGACAUCCGAACGAAGGCUUGAGUCAUAUGAAAACAUUAUAGUGUUGGUUAACAUACCACUGCAAGUUUAUGUCCCCCGUGUGAAACGACGCAACUACGAAUGGCGAGUGUUUACGUGCGCGCCACGCAGUAGACUUAUCUCCGGCCGACAACCUUGAGUUUACAAGUCGCGCCACUCGGAUCACAACAUCAACUGCGCAGUAGCCGGCCGCGAGCCAGGCAAAAACAAGCACUGCUCGAGUCGAACUGGCAAGCCUCGCGGCCGCUGCAAGCAACACAAGCAACACGGGGACAUAACAGCGACACAACAAUAACGCAUUGGCGUCACAGCCGACUGCCAGCCGUGUUUCAGCGAAGCAGCGAGCGAGCGUCAGUUGUGCGUCGCAGACUCGGGCGUCAACUUGACCAGCGCGGUGCCACGUCUCUAUAAAGGCUUGUUUAUUUCUGGCGGCGCUAAAAGCGUUCCGUUGUCGAAGCAAGUAUCUGUUGUUGCGCGCGCGUGGGUGACUGUGUUGUGUGCAGACGAGAGCGCGUGGAUAACAAGAUGUCGGCGUCCCCCAUCGCCCGGCAGGCUACUCACAGCCAGAGCAUCCCGUCCAGAAGGGUGGUGCUGAACGACGCCUCGCAGCUGCCCGCUGACUACUCGUGCACGCCAGGGGGCACGCUGUACUCCACCACCCCCGGCGGCACCCGCAUCGUGUACGAGAGGGCGUUCCUGAUGAACCUGCGCAACUCGCCGCUGGCGCGGACUCCGCCCUCGGACAUCACCAGCUUCCCCAGCAACCUGCUGAAGGGCGCCCCCGACGCCCCCGACGCCCCCGACGCUCCCCUCAAGGAGCCCCACGUCGCCACUCCUCCCAAGACCGGUACGGUCCCACGCAUCGCUUUACCUCGGCAUAUGCUCCAGAGCACAUUGUUGAAAAUAAGCUUUCAUAAUAAAACAAUUUCAUUGGUAGAGGAUAAAUUAAUGUGUUAUUCUGUUAGCUUCGAAUGUUAAGACUUGUUAUCCGAGAUACUAGAUAAUCUUUGAGAUACUGAAUAUACAGAACAAAGUAACUAUAAUAUAGAUAAGGAACCUUAUUUUUUAAUCAUUUUGUGUGGGAACAAUGAAGAUAAGUAAGUUAUUGAGGUGAAAAAAAAAAAAACUUUCCAGUUAUAUUGAUUUUUGUUAACUGCUGUAUUGUUUUAAUACAAGAUUGUAGUAGUGCAACUAAAAACAUUGGCCUAUGUUUAAAUUAAUAAUUCUUUUGCAUCUGUGCGAUAAGCAAUAAUCUCAUGCUGUAUAGCCUUCCAAGGAAAGAUUUUGCAAACUGUCAAAUAAGUACCAUUUUAGCUACCUAAAUUGAAAAAAAAAAAAUCAGAACAAUGUUUUCAUUAAUUUUUUUAAUUCUUAAAUUGUAUUGACCUAGAAAUUUAAAAGUACUGAAAUCUGCAUUAGAAAUUGCACAAGUAUCUGAGCAGUGUUUUCCAGGUAGAAUUCCCAAUGAUUUACUCACAUCAGUCGAUGCAAUAGAGAAAGAGAAUUGUGGUUUUUUAGUCAUCUGUAUGCAUUGUCUUUUAACUCCUUAGUAAAAUAACAUUUUUCAUAAACCUAAUUAGUAAUUAUCAUUGGCCUGGAGUCAGAUGCCUGAAUAAUCUGUAAUUGUGCAUAAUUUAUUUUGCUUUUGGAAAAAUCGGUUUAUGUUAGGUCAGUUAUAAAAAUAUGUAAAAUUGUUAAACGUAUUAUUACUCUCACAAAAACAUUUUGUUUUAUUUUAGAAUUGCAUUAUGCACUUCAACUUUGUUUUUAGGCCUGUUAAUAUUGUUUUUAAUAAUAAAUUUAACACACUUCUAUGGCAAAAUUCACAACGUACAGGCAAGGUAGUACUGCAGUCAUUACAAGUCGUUAGUCGGAUGGUUCUAUUCUCCAUAGAAUAGGUUUUUCCCACAGAAUAGGAUUUUUUUUUAAUAAAUUUAUUUCCUCCUUUUUUACACUCUGUCUACAAUUCACUAAUUAAUUUAAUUUUACAGAAGUAUUUAGGUGGGUAUAAUUUCCAACUUAUUCAGAUAAUUUAAACGAUAAUAUCUUAUAAUAUCUUGAUUAGUAUAUAAUAAGUUGUUCUUGUAAAUCACAAGAAACAUUAAUGAGCUAACUUUUUUUUGCUAUUAGUGGAAUCAGAUCUUUCAUUAAAAAAAU